AUGGGUUCUUUACAAGAAAGAAUUACUUCUACGAAAAAAGGGUCCAUAACCUCGAUUCAAGCAGUUUAUGUACCUGCAGACGAUUUGACUGACCCCGCCCCUGCCACCACAUUUGCACAUUUAGAUGCGACUACCGUACUAUCAAGAGGAUUAGCUGCCAAAGGUAUCUAUCCAGCGGAAGAUCCUUUAAAUUCAAUGUCAACUAUGCUACAACCUCGAAUCGUUCGCGAGGACCAUUAUAAAACCGCGCAAAAGAUAAAGCAAACUUUACAAUGUUAUAAGGAGCUUCAGGACAUUAUAGCUAUCCUGGGGUUAGACGAAUUAUCCGAAAAGGAUCACUCAACCGUAGCAAGAGCAUGA
Molecule: messenger RNA, 360 nt
Organism: Arabis nemorensis
Lineage: Eukaryota; Viridiplantae; Streptophyta; Magnoliopsida; Brassicales; Brassicaceae
Source: the annotation of a GenBank genome assembly